AUGCCACCAAAGAGAAGAAACUCAGAGCUCAAGAACGGAGGGUCGAGUCGUGGUGGGAAGCACCAGCACACAGCGACCGAUGACUCUUUCAACGAGCUUUUGCAGCCUGUUUAUAAAGGGAAACAACUUAGUGAUGAAAUUAAUACCGCUGAAGAUAAAUGGAAUUUAUUACCAGCUUUUUUAAAAGUUAAAGGUUUAGUUAAACAACAUUUAGAUUCUUUCAAUUAUUUUGUUGAUGUUGAUUUGAAAAAAAUCAUUAAAGCCAAUGAAAAAGUGUUGAGUGAUGUUGAUCCAGAUUUUUAUAUUAAAUAUUUGGAUAUUAGAGUUGGUGAAGCUUCUCCAGCUGCUAGAAAUAAUAUGUUACCUCCUCAUGAAUGCAGAUUAAGAGACAUGACUUAUUCAGCACCAAUCUAUGUCGAUGUUGAAUACACAAGAGGUAGAAAAAUUAUCAUGCACAAAGGUCUAGAGAUUGGUAAAAUGCCAAUCAUGUUAAGAUCAAAUAAAUGUAUAUUAGAUGGUGCAUCAGAAGCUAAAAUGGCAAGUUUAAAUGAAUGUCCUUUAGAUCCUGGUGGAUAUUUCAUUGUUAAUGGUACUGAAAAAGUUAUUUUAAUUCAAGAACAAUUAAGUAAGAAUCGUAUCAUUGUGGAAGCUGAUGAAAAGAAACAAAUUGUUCAAGCUUCAGUUACUUCAUCUACACAUGAAAGAAAAUCUAAAACUUAUGUUGUCACUAAAAAUGACAAGAUUUAUUUGAAACAUAACUCUAUUAGUGAAGAAGUUCCAAUUGUUAUUGUCUUAAAAGCUGCAGGUAUCAUUUCAGAUUUGGAAAUUAUGCAAUUAGUUUGUGGUGAUGAUGCUGCUUAUCAAGAUUCAUUUGCAAUUAAUUUCGAAGAAUGUGCUAAAGUUGGUAUUUAUACUCAACAACAAGCUUUAGAAUUUAUUGGUGCAAAAGUUAAAACUAUGAGAAGAGCUAAAUUAUCAAUUUUACAAGAAGGUAUUGAAGCUAUUGCAACAACUGUUAUUGCUCAUUUAACUGUUAAUGAUUUAGAUUUCAGAGAAAAAGCCUUAUAUAUUGCCUUGAUGACAAGAAGAGUUGUUAUGGCUAUGCAUAACCCUAAAAUGGUUGAUGAUAGAGAUUAUGUUGGUAAUAAACGUUUAGAAUUAGCUGGCCAAUUAAUGUCAUUAUUAUUUGAAGAUUUAUUUAAAAAAUUCAAUACAGAUUUCAAAGCAAAUAUUGAUAAAAUUUUAAGAAAACCAAAUAGAGCUACUGAAUUUGAUGCUUUAUUGAAUAUUAAUAUCCAUUCUAAUAACAUUACCACAGGGUUAAAUAGAGCCAUUUCUACAGGCAAUUGGUCAUUAAAGAGAUUCAAGAUGGAAAGAGCAGGUGUUACACAUGUUUUAAGUAGAUUAAGUUAUAUAUCGGCUUUAGGUAUGAUGACCAGAAUUUCAUCACAAUUUGAAAAAUCACGUAAAGUUUCAGGUCCAAGAGCUUUACAACCUUCACAAUUUGGUAUGUUAUGUACUUCAGAUACACCAGAAGGUGAAGCAUGUGGGUUGGUUAAGAAUUUAGCUCUUAUGACACAUAUUACCACAGAUGAUGAAGAAGAACCAAUUAAAAAAUUAUGUUAUUUGAUUGGGGUAGAGGAAAUUUCAGUUAUUGAUAGUGCUUCUUUACAUGAUAAUUUUGGUGUUUAUUUAAAUGGUACAAUUAUUGGUACUACAAGAUUCCCAACAAAAUUUGUUUCAUUAUUUAGAAAUUUAAGACGUACAGGUAAAGUUUCAGAAUUUAUUUCAAUUUAUAUUAAUUCACAUCAAAAAGCUGUUCAUAUUGCAACAGAUGGUGGUAGAAUUUGUCGUCCUUUAAUUAUUAUUGAAAAUGGUGAAUCAAAAGUUAAAGCUCAUCAUUUAUUAAAAUUAAAACAAGGUAAAUUACAGUUUGAUGAUUUCCUUAAACAAGGUCUUGUUGAAUAUCUUGAUGUUAAUGAAGAAAAUGAUUGUUAUAUUGCAUUAUACGAAAGAGAUAUUACUGAAAAAGCAACUCAUUUAGAAAUUGAACCAUUCACUGUGUUGGGUGCUGUUGCUGGUUUAAUUCCUUAUCCACAUCAUAAUCAAUCCCCACGUAAUACAUAUCAAUGUGCGAUGGGUAAACAAGCAAUUGGUGCAAUUGCUUAUAAUCAAUUCCAUCGUAUUGAUACAUUAUUAUAUUUGAUGGUUUAUCCACAACAACCAAUGGUUAAAAGUAAAACAAUUGAAUUGAUUGAUUAUGAUAAAUUACCAGCUGGUCAAAAUGCUACAGUGGCAGUUAUGUCAUAUUCAGGUUAUGAUAUUGAAGAUGCUUUAGUCUUGAAUAAAUCAUCAAUUGAUAGAGGUUUUGGUCGUUGUCAAGUUUUAAGAAAAAACACAACAGUUUUGAAAAGAUAUCCAAAUCAUACAAAAGAUAUCAUUGCUGGUAUGAGAGUUAAAGAUAAUGGUGAACCAACUUUCCAACAUGCUUCAUUAGGACCAGAUGGUUUAGCUGAAGUUGGUACAAGAGUUGAAUCAGGUCAAGUUUAUAUCAAUAAAUCCAUUCCAACAAAUGCAGCAGAUAGUAUAAUGAAUCAAGAUACUGGUGAAUAUAGAGAAACACCAGUUGUUUAUAAAGCUCCAGAACCAAGUUAUAUUGAUCAAGUUAUGAUGACGACGUCAGAUAAUGAUCAAGAAUUAAUUAAAGUGCUAUUAAGACAAACAAGAAGACCAGAAUUAGGUGAUAAAUUUUCGUCAAGACAUGGUCAAAAGGGUGUUUGUGGUAUUAUUGUUCAACAAGAAGAUUUACCAUUUAAUGAUGAUGGUAUUUCACCAGAUAUUAUUAUGAAUCCUCAUGGUUUCCCAUCUCGUAUGACUGUGGGUAAGAUGUUGGAAUUAGUUAGUGGUAAAGCUGGUGUUUUAAAUGGUUCAUUAGAAUAUGGUACAUGUUUUGGUGGUUCUGAUUUGGAAGAUAUGUCCAAGAUUUUAAUGGAUAAAGGUUUCAAUUAUUCAGGUAAAGAUAUGUUAUAUUCAGGUAUAACAGGUGAAUGUUUACAAGCUUAUAUUUUCUUUGGACCAAUUUAUUAUCAAAAAUUAAAACAUAUGGUUUUAGAUAAAAUGCAUGCAAGAGCAAGAGGUCCAAGAGCUGUUUUAACAAGACAACCUACUGAAGGUAGAUCAAGAGAUGGUGGUUUAAGAUUAGGUGAAAUGGAAAGAGAUUGUGUUAUUGCAUAUGGUGCUUCACAAUUGUUAUUGGAAAGAUUAAUGAUUUCAUCUGAUGCAUUUGAUGUUGAUAUUUGUAAUAAGUGUGGAUUAAUGGGUUAUAAUGGUUGGUGUACUUCAUGUAAAAAUGCAGAAAAUGUUAUUAGAAUGCAAAUUCCAUAUGCUGCAAAAUUAUUAUUCCAAGAAUUAUUAUCAAUGAAUAUUGCACCAAGAUUAAAAUUAGGUGAUGUUUUCUGA
Molecule: messenger RNA, 3459 nt
Organism: Hansenula ciferrii
Lineage: Eukaryota; Fungi; Ascomycota; Saccharomycetes; Phaffomycetales; Wickerhamomycetaceae
Gene: RET1
Product: DNA-directed RNA polymerase III core subunit RET1
Exons: 1
Coding region: 1-3459 (1152 amino acids)
Biological process (GO): DNA-templated transcription
Cellular component (GO): RNA polymerase III complex
Molecular function (GO): ribonucleoside binding; DNA-directed RNA polymerase activity; DNA binding
Source: RefSeq, a predicted model, not a curated record